This is a messenger RNA of Rotaria sp. Silwood1, 888 nucleotides long. NCBI's taxonomy places the organism in Eukaryota, Metazoa, Rotifera, Eurotatoria, Philodinida, Philodinidae. The record is from the annotation of a GenBank genome assembly.
AUGCAAUUAAAAGCUAUCUAUUUACCGAAUACACUACUCAUUCCUACACUUGAUAUUGAAAUCAUUUGGCAAACACAUUUACUUCGACCAGAAAUAUAUAGAGCUGAUUGUCUUCGUUUAUUUCGUCAAGUUGUCGAUCAUUCAUUGUUGACUACAGAUAUUCAACAGUUCUUAAAAGAGCAAGCAUUUAUUGAUACGUGUCGUUUUUAUGAAGAACGAUUUGGUGAAAAAUAUUGUCGAUUGCCAUCAAAUAAAAAUCACCGGAAACCAAUCCCGGACAACGUAUUUGAUGAAGAAGAUUUAAUAAAUGACUCCCAAGACGGCUAUUCGUAUUGGGAUAAAACAUUUUUCGAAUUUUCAUCGAACUCACCAAAACAAUAUGAAAAUCCUUUUUCAUUUACUGAAGCUGAAAUCAUUCUCGAUAGUCGUUGGCUUGAUUUAUGUAAAACAUUUAUGCAUGAUUCACUGCAACGAGUUCCUAUUCGUGGCUAUUAUGAAAGAUCACGCGACUAUAUUGAUCUUGGAACUGGAGCUAUGAAGCGUUUAAAAAAAUCUUACGAACGAUUUUUAUAUAUGGCAGCGAAAUAUCCACUGAAAGAUAGUAGCGAUUUUGUACCACCGACAUAUGCGAUAGACAUCAUAUGGCAUGCACAUAUGCAAGAACCAUUGAAAUAUACAGCUGAUUGCCUUCGACUGGUUGGUUAUAUUAUGUUUCAUGCACCAUGGCCGAUUAUUGAGGACAAGAAAAUAAAGAAAAAGAGCGACAGAACGGAUAACAUUUGGAAAGAAGAAUUUCAAAGUGAAAUAUCAACGGAUCAUCUCUAUAAUACUAUUGAGGAAAUACUUGAUGGUAAAUUUGAGACAUUUUACGUAAAUCAAUGUGCUUAA